AUGACGCUCGAGACCGUUGUCGCGGACGAGUAUGCUCCAUUUUUCGCGCCCUUUUUCGGCUUUGCCGGCUGCGCUUUCGCCAUGACCCUGUCGUGUCUGGGAGCCGCGAUAGGAACGGCCAAGUCCGGCAUAGGUAUCGCCGGUAUCGGUACUUUCAAGCCAGAAUUGAUCAUGAAAUCGCUUAUUCCGGUCGUUAUGAGCGGUAUCUUGGCCGUUUACGGCCUUGUGGUCGCCGUUCUGAUAGCGGGCGGACUGUCGCCUGCAGAGCCCUAUACGUUGUUCAACGGGUUCAUGCACAUGAGCUGCGGCUUGUGCGUUGGAUUCGCGUGUUUGAGCAGCGGUUACGCCAUUGGUAUUGUCGGCGACGUCGGCGUCAGAAAAUUUAUGCACCAGCCCCGGCUCUUCGUCGGGAUCGUUUUGGUUCUCAUUUUCGCAGAAGUGCUUGGUCUUUACGGUAUGAUUAUUUCUUUGAUUCUGAACACCAGAAGCUCAGGUUGA
Lachancea mirantina is the source of this 498-nucleotide messenger RNA. The record is from the annotation of a GenBank genome assembly. NCBI's taxonomy places the organism in Eukaryota, Fungi, Ascomycota, Saccharomycetes, Saccharomycetales, Saccharomycetaceae.